Molecule: messenger RNA, 2283 nt
Organism: Penicilliopsis zonata CBS 506.65
Lineage: Eukaryota; Fungi; Ascomycota; Eurotiomycetes; Eurotiales; Aspergillaceae
Exons: 2
Coding region: 137-1873 (578 amino acids)
Biological process (GO): tRNA methylation
Cellular component (GO): tRNA (m1A) methyltransferase complex; nucleus
Source: RefSeq, a predicted model, not a curated record
AAAAGAUAAAAAAAAAAAAAAAAAAAGAAGAAAAUUGGGCUCGAUUGAACACCUCAGAGCAAUUAUUUUGCUGCCUGCCUUGUCUUUGCUGCCAUCUGAGAGUGGCGAACUAAGCUGCAGCCUGUUCCAGUCCAUUAUGCACUCCUAUAUUCGCCCAAACGAUUAUGUCGGUGUUCGGUUGCCUUCGGAGGGUACCAGGAUCAUCCGACCUGUGCCAAAUACUACGGUUUCGCUAGGAAAAUACGGCAGCUUCCCUGCGAAUCAGAUUAUCGGGCGACCGUACCACCUCACCUUCGAGAUCACCGAGACCCCCGACGAAGAUGGGAACAUCUUGCGCGUUGUGUCUGCUGCUGAGCUCCAUGCAGAAUCCUUGAUUAGUGAUGGCUCCGGAGAGGCAGAUGGAGAGGGGGAAGAGCUGGAGAUGUAUGGUGAUGGCGAUGCUCCCAUGCGCACGAACCGCGAAAUCGUUGACGACUCGUCCACGCAGAAGAUGACGCUGGAGGAGAUUGAGGCGUUGAAGAAGGAGGCAGGUGGUGCAGGGCGGGAGAUCAUCGCAAAGUUGCUUGAAUCACACACAGCCCUGGAUCAGAAGACCGCGUUCUCCCUCGCCAAGUACACUUUGCGCAAGCGGAAGAAGUACAUGAGGCGAUUUACCCCGAUUCCUCUGGAUGUCGGUUUCCUUACCAACUACAUGCUCGGUGAAAAGGAUGCGGCAAAAAUCAUGGAGCUGAGAGAUGAGGCAAUCGGGCUGAUUGGGUGUUGGGGGAAUGUUCAUCAUGGUGGAAAUACGCCCAUUGAGGAUGCCAUGGGGUCAAGGCCCAACAGUCGUUAUUUCGUUGUCGACGAAACUGGUGGUCUCAUCGUUGCCGCGAUGGCUGAGCGAAUGGGCAUUUUAUUCUCUGAAGAUGGCGAUGAUGAAGCAACCUCUACAGUACCUGAACCAUCGCAGCAUCCGGCCAACGAAGAUGGCCAGACUGAAGCAGACCAGACAGAGCCCGGUGCGGAAGAUUCCGUACCGUCCCGCUCACCACAUCAGCAGCCCAUGUCUGCUUCUGGAAAUACAAUCACCCUCCUUCAUGCCCAUACACGACCCAAUCUUUCUCUCCUGAAGUACUUUGGCUUCGACUAUGAUAAUCCAGACGAGUCUCACCCGCUUUUCAAGCAUUUGAAAACGGUGUCCUGGCUGCAACUCGUUGACCCUAGCACAGAUCCUAUAUACUCAAAUGAGCCAGAGGAACCGUCGCAGGAGACACUGUCAACGAUGAAGGCCAGCAAACGCAAUGCAUUUUAUCGCAAGCGGAAUCGCUGGGCGCGGACUCGAAAUGUUGUGGAUGAGGCCCGAGCGGGGGGCUUUGAUGGUCUUAUCGUCGCCAGUUUGAUGGAACCUGCCACGAUCAUGAAAUACGCUGUGCCAUUACUUACCGGCUCUGCCUCUGUAGUGGCAUUUUCACCCACCGUUGAACCGCUGUCCGAACUCGUCGAUCUGUAUUCCACACAUCGCAAAACAGCCUUCAUCACCCAAAAACGGCAAAUUAGAGAGCAGGAUGAAGAAGACCAGGUACAGGGCUUGGCUGAACUCGAGGCCGAAUUCAUAGUCGACCCCUCGCUUCUCGUCGCGGCGUCAGUCCAGACCUCCCGAGUGCGCUCAUGGCAGGUUCUCCCCGGUCGUACACAUCCAUUAAUGUCCAGCCGUGGCGGGCCCGAGGGUUACAUAUUUCAUGCCAUCCGUGUUCUGCCGGCGCAAGACCAUAUCCAGGCAGCUGGCAAUCAAAGCCGAAAGAGAAGGAAAGUCUCGCAGAAGGAAACCACAGCUCCUGCAACUACUGCUACCGACAGUGGUGACGCCAAUACCGAUAUCCAAAUGAGAUUAUAGUCAGUUACAUGGGGAAAUAUAGAGAACAGCCUACCGCAGAUUUUUGUAUGGUUAUUUUGGCAUCAACAUCAGGUCCUUACGAGUGCCUUAAAGGUUUAUAUAAAUGUAAUUACAGGGCCUCGGAACAAGUCACUAUAGAUGGAAAUCUGCCGCUAGUUGCCAAGAUGCGAAAAUACUUUCGCUUCCAUGUGACGAUGGAAAUCAUUAUACAAAAUUUUGUGCUCGGAAUAUAUCUUUACUUAAUAUUCAUUACUUCACAUCCAUCCCGUACAACACCCACUAACCCGCCGGUUUGGACAGCUUCCGACCCGCCUCCAGAGAGACGCCACUCGAUUUCCGCCAGACCUUCCAGCCAUGUGAUUCUCGUCUGCGCGGGAACUUCUAUCCUCUGCAACUGCUCUCCCAGCGCG